Brachypodium distachyon (stiff brome) is the source of this 1910-nucleotide messenger RNA. Its product is annotated as amino acid permease 8. NCBI's taxonomy places the organism in Eukaryota, Viridiplantae, Streptophyta, Magnoliopsida, Poales, Poaceae. The coding region runs from base 90 to 1556 and encodes 488 amino acids. The transcript has 6 exons. Gene Ontology annotation, cellular component: plasma membrane. The record is from RefSeq and is a predicted model, not a curated record.
CGGUCGGCAAUAUAUUGGCGUUGGCAUAUCGUUCUUCUCCCCAAACGUACACGCCGCGGGCUCCCCACACUCACCGUCUAUUGAGAGAGAUGGCGCGGGCAGACCUCGAGGCCGGGGGACUGGCGGUGGCGGCGCUGCCGCACCGCUCUCCUCACCGGCGGAUCAGCGGCGGCGGCGACGACGCCGCCUUCGACGACGACGGCAAGCCCAAGAGAACAGGGACGGUUUGGACGGCGGGGGCGCACAUCAUAACGGCGGUCAUCGGCUCCGGCGUGCUGUCGCUGCCCUGGUCGACGGCGCAGCUGGGCUGGGUGGCCGGGCCGGUGACGCUCUUCCUCUUCGCCGUCAUCACCUACUACACCUCCGUGCUCCUCACCGACUGCUACCGCAGCGACAACCCCGUCACCGGCAAGAGGAACUACACCUACAUGGAGGCCGUCGAGUCCUACCUAGGUGGCUGGCAAGUGUGGUUUUGCGGACUCUGCCAGUAUGUCAAUCUUGUUGGAACCGCAAUCGGGUACACCAUUACAGCGUCGAUCAGUGCCGCAGCUGUGUACAAGUCCAAUUGCUUCCACAAGAACGGCCACUCCGCCGACUGCGGCGUCUUCACCACCAUGUACAUGGUCGUCUUCGGUGUCUCCCAGAUCUUCUUCUCCCAGCUCCCCAACCUCCACGAGAUGGCCUGGCUGUCCAUCCUCGCAGCCGUCAUGUCCUUCUCCUACGCCACCAUCGGCGUUGGCCUCUCCCUGGCACAAACCAUAUCAGGUCCAACUGGCAAGACGACCUUGGGUGGCACUGUAGUUGGGGUGGACGUUGUCGAUUCGUCCCAGAAGGUAUGGCUGACGUUGCAGGCUCUUGGCAACAUCGCGUUCGCCUACUCAUACUCCAUGGUCCUCAUAGAAAUCCAGGACACGGUGAAGGCGCCCCCGGCCGAGAACAAGACGAUGAGGAAGGCGAACCUGCUGGGCGUGUCCACCACCACGGCAUUCUACAUGCUCUGCGGCUGCCUCGGCUACUCGGCCUUCGGCAACGCGGCGCCGGGGAACAUGCUCACGGGGUUCGGCUUCUACGAGCCCUUCUGGCUCAUCGACUUCGCCAACGUCUGCAUCGUGGUGCACCUCGUGGGCGCCUACCAGGUCUACUGCCAGCCCAUCUACGCGGCCGUCGAGAACUGGGCCGCGGCCCGCUGGCCGCGCUCCGGCUUCGUCCUCCGCGAGUACCCGGUCCUGGCUAACGGCAAGUUCAGCGUCAACAUGUUCAGGCUGGUGUGGAGGACGGCGUUCGUGGUCGUGAGCACGGUGCUUGCGAUCUCGCUGCCCUUCUUCAACGACAUUCUGGGGCUCCUCGGCGCGCUCGGGUUCUGGCCGCUCACCGUCUACUUCCCCGUGGAGAUGUACAUCCGGCAGAGCAAGGUGGAGAGGUUCUCCAGGAAGUGGCUCCUGCUGCAGAGCAUCAGCGUGCUGUGCUUCGUGGUGUCGGCGGCGGCGACCGUCGCGUCCAUAGAGGGGAUCACCCUGUCGCUCAAGAACUAUGUGCCGUUCAAGACAAAGCUGUGAACAAAAUACAGUAGGGAGUUGACCAGAUUCAUCAUUAAGUUUUUUUUAUUCAAAUAGAUACUCCAAUGAAGCUACAACGCCAUAUGGCAAACUGAUGAUCAAAAGAACAAAUAUUGAUUAAGCAAAUGGAACAUCAUUUGUCGCCCUCAGAACAAGUGUUUACUCAGCAAAUGAUUGUUUAAACUUCUGAGUGAGGAAGGUACGUGACAAGAGCUACUUCACAAUUAAUACCUUCAUUCUAGCACAUAUCACAAGUUAAGAUUAGACUGACUGAUUCACCAUAUUGAAAAGGUUUCAUGUGAGUUAAAAAUGAUUUUGUUAUAUGCAACGGUGGAGGACUCGAUUUUGGGAGGA